Chelonia mydas (Green sea turtle) is the source of this 1976-nucleotide messenger RNA. RefSeq names its product peptidylprolyl isomerase D (gene PPID). The transcript is spliced from 10 exons. Lineage: Eukaryota; Metazoa; Chordata; Testudines; Cheloniidae. Gene Ontology annotation, biological process: protein peptidyl-prolyl isomerization; protein folding. The record is from RefSeq and is a predicted model, not a curated record. Gene Ontology annotation, molecular function: peptidyl-prolyl cis-trans isomerase activity; protein binding. The coding region runs from base 88 to 1110 and encodes 340 amino acids.
UCUCCCGAUCCCGGCGAAACGGAAGCCAAGUCAGUGCACGUGGCCGGGCGGGGAGGAGCGACCAGCGGAGCCGCCGGUAGCUGGAGCAUGGCGCCCCCGUCCCCGGUCGCCAACCCCAGGGUUUUCUUCGAUGUGGACGUCGGAGGCGAACGAGUUGGUCGAAUUGUCUUAGAAUUGUUUGCAGAUGUUGUGCCCAAAACUGCUGAAAAUUUUCGUGCACUAUGUACAGGAGAAAAAGGGAUAGGGCCUACAACUGGAAAGCCUCUUCAUUAUAAAGGAUGCCCUUUCCAUAGAAUUAUUAAGAAAUUCAUGAUCCAGGGUGGAGACUUCUCAAAUCAAAAUGGCACAGGUGGAGAAAGUAUAUAUGGAGAAAAAUUUGAAGAUGAAAACUUUCAUUAUAAGCAUGAUCGGGCAGGGCUGCUGAGCAUGGCAAAUGCAGGACCCAAUACAAAUGGCUCUCAGUUCUUUAUCACAACAGUGCCAACCCCUCACCUGGAUGGGAAACAUGUGGUGUUUGGCCAAGUGAUCAAAGGAAUGGGUGUUGCUAAAAUACUAGAAAAUGUUGACGUGAAUGGAGAAAAACCUGCAAAGUUGUGCAUUAUUGCAGAAUGUGGAGAGCUGAAGGAAGGCGAUAACUGGGGAAUCUCCCCAAUGGAUGGCUCUGGUGAUACUCACCCAGAUUUCCCUGAAGAUUCAGAUGUAGAUUUAAAAGAUAUUGACAAGAUUGUUUCCAUAGCAGAAGAUAUAAAGAAUAUAGGAAAUACUUUCUUCAAAACACAGAACUGGGCAAUGGCAACUAAAAAGUACACUAAAGGCUUAAGGUAUGUGGAGGCUUCUAAAGCCAUAGUGGAGGAAUCAAAUACAGCAAAGUUUAAUCCUACUGCCUUGAUCUGCUUUUUAAAUAUUGCUGCUUGUAAACUGAAGGUGUCAGACUGGCAGGGAGCUAUUGAAAGUUGUUGUGAGGCGCUUGCCAUAGAUCCAGCAAACACCAAAGCACUUUACAGACGGGCUCAAGGCUGGCAGGGAAUAAGAGAUUUUGAUCAGGCACUGGCUGAUCUUAAGAAGGCUCAAGAGAUAACACCUGAAGAUAAAGAGCAUCCACCAUCAUAAUAUAUUCAUUCUGUAAUAUGAAUGACCUCGCUGUCGGCAGAACCCUAUUUGAACAUCAUAAAAUUCACAAGCUGACAUGGUGUUCUCCAAAUGGCAGAGAUAAGAACAAGAUUGACCAUAUCAUGAUCAGUGGCAAAUGGUGACGCUCACUGACAGAUGAGAAAGUGAGAAGGGGUGCAGAUGUCACCACCUUGUGACAGCCUCCAUUAAGCUAAAACUGAGAAGUGUGGGUCCACCAAACAAGGGACAUAGACGUUAUGAUAUUGACAAGCUAAAGUCCCUUGCAAUACAGAAAGCCUUCGUUCUGCAGUGAAAGAACAGGUUUCAAGCACUUGCAGACCUUGAUGAAGAGGGGGGGAAUGCAGAUGAGGAGAUCAACAAGAAGUGGGACAAAGUAACAGCAAUUUAUAAACAGAACAGUGAAGCCUGUCUAGGCUACAGGAAGAAGAGACGGAAGGAUUGAAUUGUACCCAGCACAUGGAAUGCCACAGAAACCAGACAAGUCCUGAAGAAAAAAGUUUUAGACACAAAAUCCCAGAAGCUAAAGGACAAAUACCACGAGCAGUAUAGCAAGGGUCAAAUGCUUUGUGAGAGCAGACAAAUGGCAUUGAUAAUCUGGCAACACAAGCAUAGGAUGCAGCUGCUUGUGAUGAACCAGGAACUGUCUACAAAAUGACACAGCUUAUCUGUGGUAAACGGCAGACACCAACAAGCACUCAUCAAGAACAAACAAGGACACCUACUAACAACCGAAAAAGAACAAGAAAUCCGCUGGACAGUGUGUAUGGUAACACCCAUUGUUUCAUGUUCUCUGUGUAUAUAAAUCUCCCCAUUGUAUUUUCCACUGAAUGCAUCCGAUGAAGUGA